AUGGUGAUCGCCCAAAUGCAACAACAACAAAAAAGAAGAUACAUUGACAGAGAUUGGGAACAAGGCCACAUCCGCUUGUGGAACGACUACUUCCAAGAAGAUGCAACAUAUCCAGCCCAUAUAUUCCGUCGUCGUUUCAGAAUGAACAAACAUUUGUUCAUGCGUAUUGUUGAUAGCCUCUCUACUCAAAUUUCAUUCUUUCAACAAAGAAGAGAUGCUACCGGAAGACCCGGUCUAAGUGCACUACAAAAAUGUACGGCAGCCAUUCGUAUGAUGGCAUAUGGUUGUGUGGCUGAUGCGGUUGAUGAAUACCUCCGGCCUGGUGAAAGCACCGCGAUUUCUUGCUUGGAAAAUUUUGUUGAAGGAAUCAUAUAUUUGUUUGGAGCUGAAUACCUAAGAAGACCCACACCAGAAGAUCUUCAAAAACUUCUUGAUAAGGAAGAUGAACGCGGAUUUCCCGGGAUGAUAGGAAGCAUUGAUUGUAUGCACUGGGAGUGGAAAAAUUGUCCAACCGCUUGGAAAGGGCAAUACACACGUGGAUCUGGCAAACCAUCAAUCGUUUUAGAGACUGUAGCUUCAUAUGAUCUUUGGAUAUGGCAUGCAUUUUUUGGACCUCCAGGUACAUUAAAUGAUAUUAAUGUUCUUGAUCGCUCACCGGUUUUUGAUGACAUAUUACAAGGUAAAGCUCCAAAAGUGAAAUACUUUGUCAACGGACGACGAUAUAAUUUGGCAUACUAUCUCACGGAUGGAAUUUAUCCUGACUGGGCUACAUUUAUCCAAUCUAUUCAAAUGCCUGAAAGUGAGAAAGCAAUCUUAUUUGCUCAACGUCAAGAAGCAGCCCGUAGUGCUUUUGGAGUUCUGCAAGCUCGUUUUGCUAUUGUCAAAAACCCUGCUCUUAUUUGGGAUAAAGAAAAAAUAGGCAAGAUUAUGCGAGUUUAUGUAAUUCUUCACAACAUGAUAGUAGAAGACGAACGAGCUGGAUACACUCAGUAUGAUGUAGACUCAUUCACACAACUAGAAGCAACCAGGACUUCACAAGUGGAUUUAACGUACGUGACAGAUAGGCCUACAAAUAUCGGAAAUCUGAUGGGAAUUCGAAAUUCAAUUCGUGAUCAAACAAAGCAUGAUCAAUUGAAAGCAGAUUUAGUAGAGCAUCUAUGGAACAAAUUUGGCACAAAUCCAAAUUACGGUUUAUGA
Molecule: messenger RNA, 1197 nt
Organism: Eutrema salsugineum
Lineage: Eukaryota; Viridiplantae; Streptophyta; Magnoliopsida; Brassicales; Brassicaceae
Exons: 1
Coding region: 1-1197 (398 amino acids)
Source: RefSeq, a predicted model, not a curated record